AUGGAGCCAUGUGUCGGGUUAGCAGAUGCCAGCAGAAGACUUGGAGACUUGUUCUUGCAAUACGGCAAGCUGCAGGAAGCAGAGGUCAUGUAUAAAACAGCACACGACUGGUAUCAGCAGCUGGACCCUCUAAGCCGAGAGCUCCUUAUAGCCCUUGAUAGCCUGGGGCUCGUCUAUCGAAACCAGUCCAAAUACAAGGAGGCGGAAGAGAUCCACGAAAAGGUGUUGGCAGACAAACAAAUCAGGGUAGGCCCAGAAGACCCGUCUACAUUGGAUACCACUUAUCAUCUCGCCGAACUAUACUCGAGCCAAGGAAUGCUAGAAAAGGCAAAGCAGAUGUAUGAAAGAGUGCUAAGUGGAAGGAGAAGCAUGCUGGGCCAAAGCCAUCCAUCAACUCUGAGCACGAUGGAUAAACUAGGAACAGUCUAUCUAGGCUUAGGAGAACUGAACGAUGCUAUGGACUAUUGUCAGCGAGCUUAUCAAGGUUACCGAAAGCACCGUCUAAUAACCGCGAUGAUGAAUAUCACCAACAAUAUCGGCCUCAUCUACUUGAAGCAGGGGCGUUUUGUAGACGCCGCAGCGUACCACACUCAAGUUGUGAAGGAACUUGAGGCAAUCCUAGGAGAGAACCACCCCUCUGUAUUCAAUGCCAUGGAGAAUCUGGGUCUUCUCUAUACCAAACAGGGCAAAUUCGACGAAGCCAAGAAACAUCUCUUCGAAGCUUUAUCCCACAGGAAGCGCGUGCUCGGCGCAGAGCACCCUUCGAUCAUAACUACCAAGGACAAUAUAGCACGUCUGUAUGUCUCACAGGGCAAGACUGAUGAUGCUGAGAGAGAAUACAAAGAAGCUCUGGAGCUAGCAAACAGGAUGCUUAGUUCGAAUCAUAUAAGCACCUUACGGCUACUCAACAACCUGGGUAACUUGUACUAUUCGCAAGGAAUGUUUCGGGAAGCCGAGAACAACUAUCUUCAGGCCAUGGCUGGCUAUGAGGCGGUUGUAGUCCCCACUCACACCUCUAGGUUAUCUGUCAUGGUCAAUCUCGGCAAUAUCUACAAGUUACAAGAUAAGAGAGACGAGGCUGGACAGAUGUAUAGAGGAGCCCUUGAUGGCUACAAAGACGCGGUGGGUGAGAGCCAUCCGACCACGCUGAAAGUUGAGAACAACCUCGGACUGCUCUACUUCGACCAGGGGAACUUUCAAGCGUCGGAGGAUACGCUCUUUCAAUGCAAGAAAAAGAAGGAAAAGUUGUUCGGCUCUGACCAUCCUUCUACCCUGGAUGCAAUUGACAACCUGGGUUUCCUACGAUAUUGUCAAGGCCGGUUCAUAGAGGCAGACAAGCUGAUGGAACAGUCCUUAACUGGAUGGAAGAAGAUAGGUCACCGCCAGCACAUUCUCGCGACACAAAUCAACCGAGGAAUGGUUUGUAUUGGCCUGGGCAGAUUCGACGAAGCAGAAGAGAUCCUUAAACAAAGUCAAGUUCAAGCCCAGGAGCUCCUCGAUCCAGACCAUCCGUUCAUCGCCGAAGUCACUCACAAUCUUGGUGUAUUAUCCUUGGAGCGGGGUGCAAUUCACGAGGCGAAAAAGCAACUCCAAUAUGCCCUCGACAAACGAGGAAAGAUAUUCGGCGCAAACCACACGUCUACCUAG
Aspergillus niger is the source of this 1647-nucleotide messenger RNA. RefSeq lists its product as uncharacterized. The coding region runs from base 1 to 1647 and encodes 548 amino acids. Gene Ontology annotation, cellular component: kinesin complex; membrane-bounded organelle; cytoplasm. NCBI's taxonomy places the organism in Eukaryota, Fungi, Ascomycota, Eurotiomycetes, Eurotiales, Aspergillaceae. Gene Ontology annotation, molecular function: kinesin binding. Gene Ontology annotation, biological process: microtubule-based movement. The transcript has a single exon. The record is from RefSeq and is a predicted model, not a curated record.